GGCCUCGGCUGUCAAUCACCGGGUUCUGGCCGUGAUUCCCCACCGGCACCCGGUGAUCACAGUGUACCACGGAUGGGGAGAGACCUGUAUGUAAACAAUACAGAUCUCUCCCCUGUCAGCUCCUGCACACUGCUCUGUAUGGCUCUGCAUAGCAGAGCCAGUGUAAAGCACACACACAGCACACAGUGAAACAGCACACAGUUAACCCAUUGAUUUCCCCAGAUGUUAACCCCUUCCUGCCCAGUGUCAUUAGUACAGCGUCAUUGCUUUUUAUUAGCAGUGAUCACUGUAUUGGUGUUACUGGGGAUGUCAGUGACAGUUAACCAGUUCCUCUUCCCAGUGUCAGAAUGCCCACUGCAGCCCCGCAGUCCCACUAUAAGUCACUAA
This is a messenger RNA of Staurois parvus, 387 nucleotides long. The record is from the annotation of a GenBank genome assembly. Lineage: Eukaryota; Metazoa; Chordata; Amphibia; Anura; Ranidae.